AUGGCUGGGACCGGCCAUUGGGCCCGGUUGGAAUACGAGGACAAGGACCUCUUGGUGGAGAUCAAGGUGCAGUGCUUCAAUGAACCCGUUCUGGAGUCCGACAGUGCAGAGAUCGGUGAUGAUGGAAUCUCCUGGACUUCCUCAGCAAGCUGGACGUCUAUGGCGGGAGGUGAAGGUGUUGGGACUGGAGGUCCCUUUGGUACUCACCAGGAGUCGUUGCGAACGAGUGAACUGCCCUCCUUGCCUGUUCCAGGAAAGGACAUUGUCGCGGGAAGGACUUUGUCUACGGUGGCCAUGCUGUUCAAGUUCUUCACGGUCUUUCAACCUGGUGGUGGAGCCGAGAGGCCGCUGAUGUUGUGGCGAAGCUGGGUGGCUCACAGCAUGGAUACAGAAUCUCUGAAGGUGGACCAUCGACCAGCACUUCACUCGGUGAUGGAGUUUGCUGAGUAUCUCCAGGCAGAGGAACUGGCUUUGACUACGGAGGGGGGCAUCAAGUCUCAGACGGGCAACUCGGCGGUUGCAUCCACGGGAGCGACGGCAGUCAAGGUUGCAGCCCUGGGCACCGAAGAGGGGAUGGGGAAGUCGUCAGAAGGAAAGCCGGGCCGAGAAGAAGGACCCACCUCAGAAGACUCAAAGGAUGUAUCAAAGAUGAAGGGAGGUGGUGAGAAGGCGAAGGAGGAUGCAGAGGAAACAGCCGCGGUGAGGUUGUUGCAGGAGGAAGAGAAAAUCCUUGAGACAUGUCAAGGCGGUGAGGAUCCGCAGCUUGGGAGAAGGGAGAUACGGUGGUGGGCGACGUGGCCCUGCUUGACGGAAACGAAAUAUGGAAACUACAUCAGGCUCCUGCACCGAUCUCCAAUGUGUGACGAGAAACGGAUGGCCAGCGAUGGAAAGUCUGGAGCUGCUUCGGGAGAUCGAGACUCAGAUGGGAGGUGGAGUGACAAGCCUUUCAGAGGAGGAUCGUCAGUGGUGGUGAGACAGGUUUCCUGCAGUUCCGGAGGAGACUUGGAAUUACAUGAGGGGCCAGUCGAAACCUUGGAAGGAGCUGGGGCACCUGCCUUUCAACAGGAGGAAGAGGAGGAGGCUAUGGGCUGCUCGAGGAGCGAGUGGCAGACGGUGGUAGAAACGAUGGAGCACUGGGUAUGGAAGUGCUGCUUGAACCAGGAAUUGAAGAGAGCCCCGAUGAACAAGGGCGAAGGCCAAGAUUGCGGUGCCUCCAUGGAGUACAUUCUGCAGAACCUGGACUACCUGGAGCAAGACCUGGUGAGGCCGACGGAAAGCAAGAGUUACGGUCUGCGGGAAUUUGAUCAGGGCCCUGAGGCUGCCGUCCACGACCAGUACCAGAAGUGCGCAGGAGCCGUGGUGGGUGGAAGCGACGACCGAGCCAAACCUCUGAAGGGUGAGGAGUGGAAUGUCAAGCUACAAGACAGGACUUUGGGCUUCGUCAUCACCUACGUGGACGCAAUGAGCGUGGUGAGCCCGGAGGAGAUGGUUGCCAGUGUCCCGGAGCGAAUCCAAGCUCAGUGGAAACGCUCCCCUCCUGAGUGGGUGUCUGAGGAGAAGUGGGUCAAGUUUUGCGGGUUAGAAAUGAAAUGGCAGGCUGGUGGCUUGCUUGUUGGACAGCCGUCCUACGCAGCCUCCUUGUUGGAGAAGCACCCGGAAGUGCGGGGAAUGCAGUUUCCUUUCCCCCGUGGAGGAUCUGAACAUCACGGCAAAGAAGGUAUCAGAGGCAUCAAGGAGACCAUGGCGAAGAUGCAGAAAAGUGAAUGGGAGAAGUUCUACCUGCUGGCUGGGAUGGUGGUCCCAGAUGAGGAGAAAAGGGCUCCCUACUUCAAGAAGAAAAGGGCAUGGAUGUGGAGAUUGUGGGAGUUGGAGGAGCUUCAUCGCCCACCAUGUGCCAUCCUCCACAUCGAUCAACACCUUUCCCUUUGGAGGCUCUGCAGCCAGAGAGAACAGUGGUUGUGUUUGUCUUCACGACUGAUGACCGUGGAGGAAGGGCCCAACAUGAACCCAGUGGAGGUGGAAGAUCGCAAGAAGGGCCAAGUGGAGAUGAACCUGGCCAUCCGCUUGGCAACCCGGAGAGAUUUGGAGGAGUUUAUUACCCAGCAUGUGGUCAUGACCAAUGGAUUUUGUAUCCUGGCGGCUAGUGGGUGCGGGGGCAUGGCAGCUUACGUCGACGUGCAUGCCAUCCUCUACAUCGAUCAACACCUUUCCCUUUGGAGGCUCUGGGGCCAGAGAGAACAACGGUGGUGUUUGUCUUCACGACUGAUGGCCGUGGAGGAAGGAGAAGAGCAGAGGAUCUUCUCCACAUGCGUCCUCCAGCUCCAAGAUACCAUGGGUAUCCCACCACUGUGGAGCUCUAAGGUGAUUUUCGAGAUCGAGGAGCUCUGUCGGCGAUUCGAGAUCAAGGAGCUCUAUCAGCGAGGCGACCCAUCGGUGGAGGAGCUAUCGGCGAUGACCAGCGGUGCAUCGUCAGGGAGAUCGGAUUUAGAGAGGCUUGACAAGAAGAACUUACGGCAGGAUGCAUUGGCACGUGCUGGAGGAAACCUGGUGGACUCACCAACUGAACCACCGAGCUCACCUUUGCCACCGGGGUUGGACAUGAUGCGGCCGACGUACAGAGGAGGGACGUCGGGAUCAUCGGGAGCCAGAGGCCGGAUUGCUGUUCAAUCUCCAGUGGAACUGGGAAUGAGGCCUUGGACAGCAGAGGAUGUCGAGUACGGGUUCCAGCUGCCGGAUGGAGAUGGUGAGAAAUUGAGUAGGGUGGUCGGAUUCCCCAGCCAAUUGUUGAAGCUGGCCGGUCAGUCCCUUCCGAGAAUAGUCCUGAAAAUCAGGACGAUGAGUUUGUGA
Cladocopium goreaui is the source of this 2847-nucleotide messenger RNA. The record is from the annotation of a GenBank genome assembly. NCBI's taxonomy places the organism in Eukaryota, Dinophyceae, Suessiales, Symbiodiniaceae.